AUGGAGAAACCUCUCCAAAAAUUGAGAGAGGACUGCGGUAAAUCGGAGCUGAGCGAGGAGCACAAACUCGGAGAGAAGAUCGAAAACAGAGACUCCCAAAGGAGUAGCGCCAUCGGACGCCGAGUCCUGGGUUCAGUCUUGAUUUGGUCGCGCCAACUCUUGACACCGGAGGUUUCCAUGGUGACGACGGUAGGGAUGCCCUCAGAAGAAUUUGAAAAUGGCAGAACUUCCGACCCAAAGAAGGAUGAGGAGGAGCAACUGGGGAUACAAGGUUUGAAGUACCCACUUCUGGUGAAACGGUUAGCUUGUAUGGUCAUAUCAGGUGUUGCAGCUACUGUCAAUAUUGACAUACUUCAACCUGCUAAUCUAUCUCACUCCAAUGAUUUCAGAGAAAAAGAAAUUGGAGAGGAAAGAGUCAUCUCCUUUCAUGGGGCUGGAUUAUCAGUGUCACCAGGCAUCAGCUUCUCUGAAAUUGCUGCUGCCAGUGGAAACCCUGAAAAGGACUCAUCAAUCACUGUUGCUUUUGAUGACAUUCCAGAAAAUUGUUUGAAUAGUCCUCUUCGUCUAGAGAAAGUGGCAAAUGAGGUUAUAUACCGCAGAAUGAAGGAUGCUUUGAUACAAUUGAGUAAAGGUGUACAGAAGGGACCUGCAGCUGACCUCAUUCCUGUUUUAUUUGGUGAGAGGUCACCGACAGUGACCAAGAAGGAUGUCAAAUUCACACCCUUCAACUCCAACCUUGAUCACUCUCAGAUGCCAUUUCAAAAGCCCUGUCAUCAAAGAAUGUAUUUUUGGCUGCACGGACCUCCUGGAACUGGAAAAACCACUAAGGUGGUGGAGAUCAUCUUACAAGAAGUGAAAUGUGGAUCAAAGAUUCUUGAACGUGCUGCUUCUAAUAUUGCUGUGAACAACAUUGUUGAGCGACUUGUUCCUCACAGGUUUUUACGGGGGGAUAAUAGUGCUCUGGCCAGUGACAUUCGGAAGGAAAUGAAGGUACAGACUCACAGUAGAUUUGAAGGCAAUUUCAAUGCCCAAAAGUUAUCAACGAUUGCAGUUUCAAUUAUUCAAAAAUGAUUCUUUACGAUAAGCUUUGUUGUUGUCAUAUGAUUCUAAGAUAAACUUUCUAUAACCAAAAGUACUAUUGUAUUCAUUCACUGAGAGAGACUUGAUAUAUGCUUGGGCAACAAUUGGCCGUUGCAUGGUCUAUUAUUCAUAGAAAAAAACGUAUGCUCUGAAUAUAGGAAGCUAUUCCUUUUA
Messenger RNA from Corylus avellana, 1254 nucleotides. The record is from RefSeq and is a predicted model, not a curated record. NCBI's taxonomy places the organism in Eukaryota, Viridiplantae, Streptophyta, Magnoliopsida, Fagales, Betulaceae.